CCCGAGCUCCCGGGUAGGGUGGGGGGGACCUCCACCCCCGUCAGGGCCCUGAUGGGCAGCACGGCCGGCCAAUCCCAGGGCUCAGAGGGUAGGUCUGCUGGCUGACCACUAAGUGGGGGAGCCCCAGGUUUCGGCUCUAAAGAGGCCCAAGUCGGUAACCAGCCAUGAGCUGUGAGGGUCAAACUGGCAGACUGCGCUAAACACAGCCACCCAUUGGACCAUCCGCGUACAGCCUUCCUGAGUCCCGGGCCAUAGAAGACAGGUGGCUCUACCCUUGGCUGAGGGUAGGUGUGGCACGGCGGUCUGCUGCUCUGCCCUCAUUGGCUUCCCCGCAAUCAGAUCAACAGAAGGAGCAACUGCCGUCUGAGGCUCCCGACCCAACCCAGGGCUGUUCACCAGGAGCAUGGGGCUCCCUGACGUCCAGCCCCAGCUGGUGCUGCUGUGGGCACUGUUGUGGGCACAGGGGGCAGGGUCUGCAUGUCCCUCCUGCGGAGGCCCCACGCCGGCGCCCCAGGCAGAACGAGCUCUGGUCCUGGAGCUAGCCAAGCAGCAGAUCUUGGAGGGGCUGCACCUGGCCAGUCGUCCCAGAAUAACUCACCCUCCACCCCAGGCGGCGCUGGCCAGAGCCCUCCGGAGACUGCAGCCAGGAAGUGUGGCUCCACCAAAUGGGGAGGAGGUCAUCAGCUUUGCUACCAUCACAGGUUCCUCCACCUCAGCCUGCAGCUCCGUGCUCACCUUCCACCUGUCCACAGCCCAGUCCCACCACCUGUACCACGCUCGCCUCUGGCUGCACGUGUCCCCCACCCUUCCUGGCACUCUUUACUUGAGGAUCUUCCGAUGGAGUCCAGGCAGCGGGCACCAAGGGUCGCGCACCCUCCUGGCGGAGCACCAGACCACAGCCCCGGGCUGGCACGCCCUCACUCUGCCCCCUCGCGGCUUGAGGGGUGAGGAGUCCCCUGUCCUGAAACUCCAGCUGAACUGCAGACUCCUAGAAGGCAACACCACCUCUGCCCAACAGCCUCCGCAGCUCCUGGACACGGCGGGAGACCAGCGGCCCUUCCUGGAGCUUAAGAUCCGGCCCAGUGAGCCUGGAGCCGGCCGGGCCAGGAGGAGGACCCCCACCUGUGAGCCUGAGACCCCCUUAUGUUGCCGGCGAGACCAUUAUGUGGACUUCCAGGAACUGGGAUGGCGGGACUGGAUCCUGCAGCCCGAGGGGUACCAGCUAAAUUACUGCAGUGGACAGUGCCCCCCGCACCUGGCUGGCAGCCCCGGCAUUGCUGCCUCCUUCCAUUCGGCUGUCUUCAGCCUCCUCAAGGCCAACAACCCUUGGCCCUUGGGGACUUCCUGCUGUGUCCCUACUGCCCGAAGGCCUCUGUCUCUCCUCUACCUGGACCGGGAUGGCAAUGUGGUCAAGACAGAUGUGCCCGAUAUGGUGGUGGAGGCCUGUGGCUGCAGCUAGCGAGAGGACCUGGGGAUUUGGAGUAAAGAGAUCAGUUGGGGGUUCCCAGGCAAAGGGCAUCUGUGGUGGGAGACAUUGCCUGAUCCACACCCCCACCUAAUGGGUGGGGUGGCAGGAUGACCGGGGUGACCCCUAGGGGACCCAAAUGGGCACUUGUCCGUCCAGACUCUUGCCUAUUCCAGGCUGGUUGAUGUGUGGGGAGAUGGGGAAAGUGUGUUCUCUAAAGGAGUCUCCCCAGAAAGCUUGAUUUCUGACCUAAGCCCCCUGAGAAGGUGGC
Messenger RNA from Mirounga angustirostris (Northern elephant seal), 1736 nucleotides. RefSeq names its product inhibin subunit beta E (gene INHBE). Gene Ontology annotation, molecular function: hormone activity; growth factor activity; cytokine activity. Gene Ontology annotation, cellular component: extracellular region. NCBI's taxonomy places the organism in Eukaryota, Metazoa, Chordata, Mammalia, Carnivora, Phocidae. The record is from RefSeq and is a predicted model, not a curated record. The coding region runs from base 404 to 1459 and encodes 351 amino acids. The transcript is spliced from 2 exons.